Messenger RNA from Theobroma umbraticum, 1186 nucleotides. It is a transcript of the gene PUX1, whose product is annotated as plant UBX domain-containing protein 1. Gene Ontology annotation, molecular function: ATPase binding. NCBI's taxonomy places the organism in Eukaryota, Viridiplantae, Streptophyta, Magnoliopsida, Malvales, Malvaceae. The record is from RefSeq and is a predicted model, not a curated record. Gene Ontology annotation, biological process: protein-containing complex disassembly.
AAAACAAAAAACGAAGAAAUUUCACAAGGGGCAGAGCAAGCAGGAGCUUUUGCAGCAGCAAACCACGGAAGGAAAAACAGGAAACUGGAAACUUUUAUUUGCUGCUGAUGAUUGUUGAUGGUUCUUGGAGACUGAAGAGGAGAAGAUUCACUAACAUUGAUCCCAUGGAGGCUGCAUCCGCCAAGGCUAAGCUCGCUGCUGCAAAAGAGAAGUUUGGACGAGAAAUCCGUGUCUUUGAAACUUUGCCAACAUCAAGUGAAGUCUCCAAUACUGAGGAGCCAGAUGACUUCUAUGAGUUCACUCCAGAAGAUUACUAUCGAGUAAUGGCAAGUAAAAAGGAAGAUAAGUUCUUGAAAACACGAAAAAUUCGAGAAGCAGAAGAGGCAGCUCGAAGAUCAAAAAUAACAAAGGUUGUGAUAAGGGUUCGCUUUCCUGAUAACCACACAUUAGAGGUAACAUUUCAUCCAUCAGAGACAGUUCAGAGCUUAGUUGACUUUAUGAAGAAAGUGAUUGCUCGACCAGAUUUACCAUUCUAUAUAUAUACUACUCCUCCCAAGAAGCAAAUGAGGGACAUGACACAGGAUUUUUUCUCUGCUGGCUUCGUUCCUGGUGCAAUUGUGUAUUUUUCGUACGAUCUGCCAAAAGCUGCCAAUUCAGCCCCCUUCCUUCAAGAUGAGAUAAUGUCUUUGAAAGGUUUGGAAGUCAUUGCUGAGCAGCCAGAGCCAGUUCAAUCUGCUCCAGAACCAGCUGCUACCAGUGCAGCACCAGCCACUGUUGUGCAAGAGAGCAAACCUACUGAGAAAAAACCUGCCAAGCCAAAGUGGUUUAAAAUGUGAUUUGACCAUCACAAGCCAGAGCUCCUUUAUUCCCUUGUAGCACUUUUGUUCCAUUUUGAGAGGUGUGAUUCCCCUUCAUAUCUCCAUAGUGAUGCCUGAAUCUUGGCCCUGCUCCUGCUGGUGAGCUUCAACAUAUGAUGUCAACAGUCCUAGAUGUCAACAGACAGUCGAUUGUAAUGGCAGAUCAAAGCAGAAAGUUGUUCAAUGGUGUCUAACAGGUGACUCUUUUUCAUAUGGCAACCCUUUGUGGAGGAUGUUUAUACUUACCAAGUCAGAUGUGAAUAUUUUGAUGUGUUAAGCCGUGGUCCUUUACACAGUUGCAUAAUUGAUUCCUUUGCUUGAUUAUUCCA